Messenger RNA from Tripterygium wilfordii, 742 nucleotides. RefSeq lists its product as uncharacterized. The record is from RefSeq and is a predicted model, not a curated record. Bases 346 to 696 code for a protein of 116 amino acids. NCBI's taxonomy places the organism in Eukaryota, Viridiplantae, Streptophyta, Magnoliopsida, Celastrales, Celastraceae. The transcript is spliced from 2 exons.
UCUCUCUCCUACCACUCUCCUGCAAGCCUCUCUCUCUCCAAUCACUUUUCAUCUACAACCCCUCUCCCCAACCAUUUUCCAUCUACAACCUCUUUGUCUUUGCCUUUUGCAGAUGAUGUCGUAGAUCCGGUGAUGCGAAAGAUGACGUCACAUCUUCACAGCUUGGUUUGUUUGAGUUGAUGAGUUGUUGCUAUUCUUUCUUGGCUUGUUGACAGUAGUUCUUAUUUGUGAGGGCGAUUUCAACUACUGCGCCCGCUGUUUGGGGUCUUCCAUGGUGUAGAGGAUGAUGAAGAAGUUCUGGAAGCGAGAGAGAAGGUGAAAAAUUACAGUAGAGGAUGGAAAUCAAUGGCUUUACUAAAUGAAAGUGACAAAGAAGAUGAUAUUAUCAUAGGAGCUGCUGCUACUAAGGAUGUUAAUGUAGAUACAGGGGAUGCUGAAAGAGGUGAUGUUGAAAUGGAUGGCAGUGAUGUUGAAUUGGAUGCUGCUGCCGAUGCUGAACUGGAUACUGGUGGUGAGUCAGAUGGUCUAUGCAGUGAUUAUUUCAAUUCAUCUGAUCCUGGUAGCUAUAGAGAUAGCACUGAUGAAGACAUUGAAUUAAGAGAUGAUGCAGUCCGGAAGAAGAGCAUAUUCUCAAGAUUCAAACUGAGUUCAAAACAUACAAAUAUCAAUGUGAAUCCAAUUUGUUUCAUCUUUUGAUAUCCUUGACAAUAUAUAUGUAAUUACAUUGUUUGCAAGUCCAAUU